GGAUUGUUUUGGCAACUGGCACCGAACACACGUUACACACCCACAUCCUUGUUCAGAUUUUAUUUCCCAUUACUUUUCCCAACCACUGUUAUUCAAACACUUCCAUAGAUAGAUGAUAGAUCUCCAUUUUUUCUUAUUUCUCUCUCUAACAAUUAAGAUGCUCCUUUCCCUUUCACUCUCUCUCCUCCUCCUCCUCCACCACAGCACCACCGCAAGUGGAAACACUACCUCCGACCAUGACUACCUAAAACUUCAACUCAUCCACAUUAAACCAUUCAAAACCCCUUCACAGAUCCUCCUCUUUGACACCCACCGUAUUCUCUCACUCCACCACCGCCAACACCACCAUCACCACCACACUAACCACAACCAUUUUGUCAAAUCACCCCUCAUCUCCGGCGCCUCAAUAGGCUCUGGCCAAUACUUCGCCGGAAUAUCCAUCGGAACUCCCCCUCAGAACCUCAUGUUGGUUGCCGACACAGGCAGUGACCUCACUUGGAUCAAAUGCUCCGCCUGCCGCGGCCCUAACUGCACCACCACUCACCCUCCUAACUCCGCUUUCUUCCCCCGCCACUCUCUCUCCUUCCGCCCUACUCACUGCUACGCUCCUGCUUGCCAACUCGUUCCUCACUCGCCCGAUUCCGCUCAUUGUACUCGUCCUCACACCCGACUACACUCCUCCUGCUUGUAUGACUACUCCUACGCCGACGGGUCCACCACCUCGGGUAUCUUCUCCAGAGAAACGACAUCUUUUAACUCAACCUCUGGUAAGUUAAUCCAUGUCCCAAAUCUCAGCUUCGGGUGCGGGUUUCACGCUUCGGGUCCUGCCGUUUCCGAUACGGGUUUCGACGGUGCUACUGGGGUAAUGGGUUUGGGGCGUGGGCCCAUUUCAUUCGCGGCCCAGUUAGGAAGAAGGUUCGGGAACAAAUUCUCCUACUGUUUACAAGACUACACAUUCUCACCUCCUCCAAUUAGCUACCUCAUGAUAGGCGGAGGCCACGACGUCGUUUUAAAGAAAGAGAAGGGUAAGGGUUAUCAUCCGGUGCGGUCGACUCCACUGAUACAAAGUAAACCCUCACCCACAUUUUACUACAUUAGUAUUCAAACCGUGAUCAUUGACGGUGUGAAAUUACCGAUUAACCCCUCAGUGUGGGCUCUUGACAACCUCGGUAACGGUGGAACUGUCAUAGACUCCGGCACGACGUUAACGUUUGUUCCCGAGGCUGCUUAUCGUGAGAUCCUAACGGUAAUGAGAAAACGCGUGAAGUUGCCUCAACUCGGUGAACUGACUCAGCAGUUUGAUCUCUGUGUCAACACGUCCGGGGUGAACCGGCCAAGUCUUCCUAGGAUGAGUUUUAUACUCGGUGGUGACUCGGUGUUUAACCCGCCGCCUCGUAAUUAUUUCAUUGACGUGGCGGAGGACGUUAAGUGCCUGGCUUUACAGACCGUUAUCUCGCCGUCGGGAUUUUCUGUGAUUGGUAAUCUUAUGCAACAGGGGUUCUUGUUUGAAUUCGAUAACGAUGGUUCACGGCUGUUGUUUUCACGUAACGGUUGUAGUGGAGGUCCACAUCCGUGAUUUUGAAUCUGAUUGAUAUUAUAUUUGUUUGAUUGUAGACGAUUUUAUUGAGUCCGGAUAUUGUACAUCGCAUCUAUUUUUUGAACUUAUUUUUUGAAAAUGCCUCAUUAUUAUAUAUCCAACUAACUUUUUUUUA
Molecule: messenger RNA, 1712 nt
Organism: Spinacia oleracea (spinach)
Lineage: Eukaryota; Viridiplantae; Streptophyta; Magnoliopsida; Caryophyllales; Amaranthaceae
Product: aspartic proteinase NANA, chloroplast
Exons: 1
Coding region: 113-1576 (487 amino acids)
Biological process (GO): proteolysis
Molecular function (GO): aspartic-type endopeptidase activity
Source: RefSeq, a predicted model, not a curated record